AUGAUCUCGCCGACACUCCAUUCCUCCCUCCUCCUCCUCCUUCUCCUCCUCUUCUUCCUCCUCCUCCUCCUCCUCCUCCUCCUCUCCCCUCCCCCAACACGGUGAGUCGCAGCUGAGACCCACAACACCUAUCCUCACCUCCCGCACCCAUUACAACACGAUGCACAAAUCCCCCUCGCAAGGUCGUCUGCUUACCUCUCUGUCUGUGUCCUCAACCAGCAGUGUGACAAUCCCCCUCUCACUAUUCACUUGGUCUGACGACGAAUUGAUGUAACCAGCUCGAAAAUUUACGAGUAAAACGCUUCUUUUCUGACGAAAUUCCUCCCUUCAUAUAUAGAGAAUGACGGGUGGCGAGUUACCGAUGAACUUCGGUUCGAUGAAGCGCCUAUGACCCAUCUGGUAGACCUCAUUGGUGUACCAACUGCGCCAGGAGCAUUUGUGUGCAUGUUUUUGUUUCCGGUCCCACCUGCUGGUCAGGGUUAUGAUGGGCUGAAUGAAGGCGAAAUAAAUCCGAAACAGUACUGUAUCAAUCUACCCGGUUUGAAUUUUGACGAGCAAGAAGGACAUUUUCAAUCGAGUUCCUCACUGGAAACAGUUAGUCCUGCAAAAGCAAUUGAAUUCCAAAACGCAUUGUUGCAUACUACCCUCAGCCUUGCUGUCAUUGUUGCUCUAAUCGUACGACUAGGACAAUUUUCUGCAAACCUGGCGAUUCUGCUGGCAAUCUGAACCUAGCCAACACAGCCUACAAAUCCUACAUAUCGUCUCGAACUGUCCACCGUACCUUUGGAACAGGACCUACUAAAGGCUGGGUCGAUAAUUUCUACACUGCUUGUUGAACCGCUUAGAUUUUUGUACCUGGCAUAUUACCAAAAAGUUUCAGCUAAAAAGUCCUCCAGGCCUUGCAUUCUUGAGAUUCUCCGACAAACCCAACCAUACACACAGUCUUCCCUAUUUGGCCCUAGGCGACGCUUUUUUCUUCGAUUCCUGUGGCCUGCCCCUUUCCAUAACUUCACAGCAUUACUGAAGUACGCACUGACGUCCGAAAGGUAGGGCCCGAGUGUGGAGUCGAUCCAGCGAUCACCACUUGCUUAGUCAAGUGCGCUAACCCCCGACCAAGCUAACGCCACCAAUAUGCCUACUGGACGAGUAACCAGAAGUAGGGCAAAAGCCCCCAGCAUAAUAGGCACGCCAGCACCUAUUACAGCAGCCCCAGAACGAAUAGCUAAAAAGCGAGGAACUAACGACCAGAAAGAAAACCCAAAAACUGGAGAGACAAAGAAAUCCAACUGUAAAAAGGCCGAGGAAAACGGACGGCUGCUUCCGGAAGAUGCCUCUUUAGCGGCCGAAACAGAGACAUUGACAGAUGCUCCGUACCUCAUGGCAAAUGCUGUCUAUCCAAACACCUUUGCUGACUCUCAGAAACAGUCCGAUCUUAAUACACCUAGUACGAGCGGUGGAAUCGAUUCAUCCAUCACAGCCACAGAGUUCUAUCCGCAGUCUUCUCUGCCAAGCGCUUCUUCCAAGGUUGUCAACAUAACAGUCAAACAAACAGACGACGUAAGCGCAUCUGCUCCACCACCACCACCAGCGCGUAGUCCCAGAGCGUUACAUCAUUUAGGAGACCACAAUUCCGUAGAAAAUAAAAAAAGAGACCGACAGAGAAAAAUGUCUUAUUAUUCAGGGGCUCCCUGAAUCAAGUGCAAAUACUACCAAGGAGCGGAUAUCGGAGGACCUAUCACUCUUCCAAGGUCUUCUCAAUAAUAUUUUGGAAUCCACGGUGGCUAUUGAAGUGAUCAAGGCCUUCCGCCUUGGAAAACGAGCAGAUAAUCCAUCAGUGUCCAUUCGUCCCCGACCUCUUCAAGUUGUGCUGGCCAGCAGCGACCAAGGCAGUCUCAUUUACUCCAGGCAAUUCAGGAUUAAAGGCUCCAACCCAGGUGUUUUUUUCAACCGGACUACUCGCCAGCGGAAAGGCUCAAACGUCGUCAGCUAGUUCUGGAACUUAGAAAGAGGCUCAGCGAGAGGGAGAACAAUGUAGUUAUAUACAACAACCAAGUACGGCGGCGUCCAUCACUCUUCCUUUGUACAGGUCCAGUCAGAAUGACCGCGCAGCCGACAUAUUAAGUGGAGGCGCUAACCAAAAUGUAACCACAUCUUCCGUCAGCUGGAAAUUGAAAUUCUUGAACACCAACGUGCAGAGUUUGCUAUCAAAGUUCGACGAGCUGAAGAUCCACCUCUGCGACCUAUCCCCUGACGUAAUCUCUCUAACAGAAACUUGGUUGACCCAACAUGUGGACGACCGUGAGCUGGCCUUGCCUGGCUACCAGAUGUUUAGAAGGAAUAGGGAAGGGCGUCAGGGAGGAGGCGUACUAACGUAUGUAAAAAAUGGGCUAAAUGUAUCAGACAAGACCGAUAACCUUUCGUGCAGUUCCGAGGCAAUCUGGUUGUCUAUUAAAGUGCCGAGCUCGCCUAGCCUCGAUGUCCUGACAGUUUAUCGACCGCCGAGACGGAACAACAUGGCCGACGCUCGCCUGCUGGAGGAGCUCGAAAAGUUCGCUACGCGGCCGGAUAUCCUGAUCAUGGGUGACUUUAACGCGCCCCAUAUUGACUGGAGCUCAACCCACGUAAACAGCUCAGAACAGGCCUUCGAUAGGAGUUUUCUGAACACGGCACUAAAUCUAUUUCUCACUCAACACGUCAUGUUACCAACUAGAGUACGCGAAGGCCAACAAGCCAACUGCCUUGAUCUUUUCCUUACGAAGUCACAGGACAGCAUUGAUGAGGUGUCAUGCCUACCCCCCCCCCCCUUAGGUAAAAGUGAGCACGUCGUUCUUCUAUGGGAUUACUCGCUUUUUUCCAUGCCCAAGAAACCCGGGACAGUUAGAAGAAACCAUUGGCGCGGGGAUUUCGACCAAAUGAGGGCUGAAAUUUGACUCAUUGAGUGGGAGGCCAUAUUUGUUGGGAGCAUACUCGAAGGCUGGCAACGGUUCCGAGAAAUUCUGCACAAGCUGAUCGUAAACCACUGUCCGCUUUCACGGAAGAGGUUAACGAACAGACCUCGAUGGCUUACGCAAGUCUUGAAGAAUAAAGUGAAUAAAAAUCGAAGGCUGUGGAAAAAAACGCUUUCUGACAGGAGCCCCACAUCUAUAUGCGCGCACAAAAUUCAAAGAAACCGAGUCAAGAGCCUUAUUCUCAAAACUAGAAGGGAAUUCGAACGGGAUCUGCUUAACCGUGUCGCGAAGAACCCUAAAUUAUCCUACGGUUACAUUAGGCAGUGCACGCGGAACAAGGACCCAAUACCCCUGAUAAGGACUGCUGAAGGCGAAAAUCUCACUGAAGACAAGGCGAAAGCUGAUCACUUUUCAGAAUUUUUCGGUCUGUUUUUAGUAGCGAAACAGGAUCCAACCCUUCGGUCCUUCAACACUUUGAAGACACCACAAUUAUGGAGACGGUUCAGUUCAUUUAGAGUAUGGUUCUGACGGAGUUGCUGAGGUUAAAGGAAUCCAAAUCACCAGGUCCCGAUGAGAUUACGGCAAAGAUUUUGAAGGAACUCGCCUGUGAGUUGUCUAAGACACUCUCUAUGCUUUUCCAUACAUCGUUCGAGACCGGAUAUCUGCCACCUAACUGGAAGUCGGCGUGGAUUACGUCGCUGUGCAAGGGCGGAAUUCGGGUCUCUGCGAACAAUUAUAGACCUGUCAGCCUCACCUGCAUUUGCUGUAAGAUUGUGGAGAAGAUAAUAAAGCAACAAUUAAUGCAGUUCCUUGAACAGAACCAUUUGCUUUCCGACUCCCAGCAUGGAUUCCGAAAAAGCAGAUCCUGUGUGACAAACCUGUUCUACUGUCUGGAACACUGGACUAGGGCUGUUUAUAGAGGAGAUAUGGCGCAUUUCAUCUAUAUCGACUUUAAAAAGGCCUUCGAUAUUGUGCCUCACCACCGCCUUCUAUACAAACUUAGCCCUGCAGGAGUGCAAGGUAAGCUUCCGAUGUGGAUUGGAGCUUUUUAAUCGGCCGCUCUCAAGCCGUUCACAUCAGUGACCAGCAAUCUGCCGAAUUUGUCAUUAGGAGUGGUGUUCCCCAAGGCUCUGUUCUUGGCCCUACACUGUUCCUCGUAUACGUCAAUGACUGCGCAAACGAACUGAAUUGCGAUGUCGCAAUGUUUGCCGAUGACAUAAAGAUAUGGAGUACCAUACGAAGCGAAGUUGACGAGGAGCGACUGCAGACAAAUCUGGACCACAUUGAGCAAUGGUCGAAAGACUGGCUUCUACCGUUCAACGUAAACAAGUGCAAUUACCUACGCUUCGGAAGAGCCAGUUCUCCUAACCACACGGUCUACCGUCUGACUGGUAAACCACUGCAAGAAGUCGAGGCCCAGAAGGACUUGGGUGUAUGGAUCACAGCCUCGCUUAAGCCUUCACUACAAUGUUCAAAGGUGGCCAAGUCGGCGAUGUCCAUGCUAUACCUUGUCAAACGGCCGUUCUCCUCCUUCGAUGAAGACUGCUUCGCCAAGGUCUUUCAGACUUUUAUGCGACCGCAUCUGGAGUUUUCUAUCCAAGCAUGGCGACCCUGGACCGCUAAAGACCUGGGCAUACUCGAAAAAGUUCAACGACGAGCAACGAAACUUGUAUCUGGGCAGUGGUCACUACCCUACGAAACGCGAUUAGCUAAUCUUGACCGCUUUCCUUUGAGUUACAGACAGCUACGCGGGGACCUGAUACAAGCUUUUUGUAUCGUGCGCAAUCAGGGCUGCUGCCUCGCAUCAGGAGACUUCUUCGAGAUGGGGACUACGACUAACCUGAGAGGCCAUCCACUCAAACUAUGUGUGACUGGUGCCCCGCUAUACACACGAAAGUUCUUCUUCAACAGAGUAAUUGCAGCUUGGAAUGCCUUGCCUGAGGAUUUUUUUAUGUCGGGCUACGUAGAUACUUUUAAACGGAAGCUAGAUCACCAUUGGAGCUCGAACCAAAAUAACGGCGGUCUAGCGUCACCUUGAUAGCCGAAUUGACAAUUGAGUGUUAUGAAAAUGCUACUACCAACGUUUGAGUAACAUAUGUUUAUGUAAUUUACUAAUCCAGGUCACGUAGCGCACUGCUGCCCGCAUUUACCAUGAUACUUUUAAAAUAAAAAAAAUACUUCUUUUCCCGUUUCUUAAGUGUACAUCAACUGUCCGUUGUAUUUAAUCGACAAAGCAAGUUAAUGUGCCUCUAAAUCCUGUUAACGCCUGACAUUCUGUGUUCAUCUGCACAGUUUUUGUUAUUCCCCUCGCAUUUCUUUCAUGUUACUCCCUUUCAAUUCCAUCCCUAUACUUCCUCUGCAUGUAACCAAUAGGGUUUCAAAGGUACAAACCUACUUUCCCUGCAAUUUACUGAUACUGAUACCCUCAUUCUCUGUUUAAGUGGUGUUUACCGAUCGUUCUCACGGAAAUCACGCCUUCCAUUGCGCCUUACGGGUUCUCUCUCGAGCCCGUUGCCCGUUGGUUAGAGGCGUUGGACUUCUAACUGGUCGCGAGUUCGAGGCUCGACUGUUCCACACUUCGGGGUUGGGUAUGGCUGGCUGACGACGGCUAAUAAGCCAGAAAUGGCCAUUCCAGUCUCCCUUGUCUUUGUCGGCAAUACCAGUCUGCCUAUCUAUCAUGCGCCGCUAUGCGGCUGCUGGUUGGGCUCGAGAGAGAGUCCAUAAGGCACAACGGAACGAGUGAGUUCCGUAUGAACGAUCGGUGAGCGCCCCCUAACAUUGUAUAUUCCCGAUCGAAAACCGACAAGGCGACGGGCUCGUGGCCCAGUGAGUAGAGGCGUUGACUUCUAAACCAACAGGUCGCGAGUUCGAGGCUCGGGUGUUCUACACUUCGGGCUUGGGUAUGGCUGGCUGACGACGGCUUAUAAGCCAGAAAUGGCCAUUCCAGUCUCCCUUGUCUUUGUCGGCAAUACCAUUCUGCCUGUAUGUACAUAUAUAUUACUUAAGUAACUCACUAAGAGUGCAAGAGGUCAGACGAAGACAGCUGUUUCACGGUCGUUUCCGUCAUCAGUACGUCGCGUAAGAUCCUUACCACAACAGUGAGGGCCAGACGCCUACUUGACAAAUAUGUAUGUAUAUAUUGUUGAAUAGAGAAAAAAUGCGCAGCUGUACCAAAAAUGAAAAGAAGAGGCGAUCACGGGAGCCAUAAAUUAUCGUCUCCUCUUCCCAUAUAUACAUAUAUUUAAUCAGGAAUGGGCGCACACCGAUCUAUUGGCUUCACGAAACAAACAAACUCCGUAUAUAUGCAGAAGCUAACUACCGACAAAGACAAGAGAAACUGGGGCAGAUAUUUCUGACUUAUUAGGCGUCAUCGGUCAGAUAUAUCUAACCUCAGGCUUUCAAAGCCUGAGGUUCAAACCUGCGUCCACCUAGCUGCUAUUCCAAAGCUCUAACCAUCAGGCAAAAUCCCUCUUGUCGCAGUUAAACGUAGCCCAAACAACACCAAAACGAAAAAAGUGCAUUGAGGUCAAAGAAGGGCUUUUUACUAAAAUUCGAAGAUUCCGGAUUCUGUAACGACCGUGUUUUGAAAAAUUUGAUUCCCGCGGUCUUUCCACCAGAAUAUCUUUUCUGUCUUUAUUGUGCAGUUUUUAGGAGAAGUAAAUUAAAAUAGAAUCAUUUUCCUUCAUCUGUAACUAGGGGAGGUUACCGUUAGGAGUGGUGUUCCCAAGGCUCCGUUCUUGGCCCUACACUUUUGAUUAUAUACGUCAACGAGCGUGCAUAUGAACUGGAUUGCGAUGUCGCAAUGUUGACUGAUGAUAUAAACAUCUGGAGUGCCAUACGAAAUCAAUUUGACGAAGCGCGAUUGCAAACAAACCUAGACCGUCUCGAGCAAUGGUCAAACGACUGGGUAUUGCCGUUUAACGUAAACAAGUGUAACUUCCUGCGAGUUGGAAAAAUCAUUUCUCCUAUAUGCAUGGUCUACCGUCUGACCAGCAAACCAGUGGAAGAAGUCGACGCCCAGACGCACUUAGGUGUGUAGGUCACGACCUCGUUCAAGCCUUCGCUGCACUGCCUAAAGGAAGCAAAGUCGGCGAUGUUCAUCCUAUACUUCCUCAAACGGGCGUUCUCUUCCUUUGAUGAAGAACGUUUCGCUAAGGUUUUUUGGGUUUUAUGCGGCCGCAUCUGGAACUUGCUAUCCAAGUGUGGAGACCCUGGACCACUAAAAACCUCAGCAUACUCCAAAAAGUUCAACAGCGAACAACGAAACUUGUAACUGGACGGUUGUCACUGCCCUACGAAACACGAUUAGCUUAUCUUGAUUUCUUGCCUUCGGUUUACAAGCAACUACAAGGUGACCUAAUACAAGCUUUCCGCAUCCUGGGUAAUCAGGACUGCCGCCUCGUAUCAGGAGACGUCUUCGAUUUGGCGACUACGACUAGCCUGAGAGGUCAUCCACACAAACUAAGUGUGACUGGUGUCCGGCUAGACACACGAAAGUUAUUCUCCAGCAAAGUGGCUGCAGCUUGGAAUGUUUUGCCUGAGGACGUUGUUAUGUCUGGAUCCGCAGGAACUUUUAAAAGGAGGCUGGAUCAACAUCGGAGUGCGCACCACAAUGCCACCCGACCGCAGCCAUCUUGAUAGUCAACGCUGACAAUCUACUUCUAUAAUAUAAUUACUACUACUACUACUACUACUACUACUACUACUACUACUACUACUACUACUACUACUACUACUACUACUACUACUACUACUACUACUACUACUACUACUACUACUACUACUACUACCAAUGUUUAAGUAAUAUCAGUUUAUGUGAUUUAUUAAUGUUUGCACUACGGCGCACGCCACUGUCCGCAUUCAGCAAGAUGCAUGCCGACUACAAGCCUUAUUACUUUCCUUGCAGCGUAGGUGUGCUUCAAAUAUCUAUUGUAUUAAUCAAAACACCGAGUUCUUGUGUCUUAAAUACUGUUAACGCACGAAAUACUGUGAUCAUCCGUACAGUUUUGAUAUUCUUUAGGGUAAGCGGAUUCCUUACUAACAGCACAGGUACUAGCCAAAAGCACGCACACGCGUGUUUCGUCGAUAUUCUGCUGCUGAAUGACACAGCUGCAAAGGGUUCGGCUCAUCAGUGGGUCACCAGCAUGUCCCGUCUGCUUUCUGGUAGAUACCCCAAUUUAGAAAUUGUUGCUUUCAAAUUUUCUCAGAAAUUAACUGCCACCUUGGAGUAGAUCAGUAUAUCGUAGGUCUAUAGGCUCAGAUCAAAGUUUUUGUAUAUGAAUAUUUGUGCUGAAGUCCAACAAACACAGCGGGCAACCGAUGAACUUCGACUCAAAUAUUCAUACAUAAAAACUUCGGCCUAAGCCUGAAGACCUAGAAUAUACUAAUCUACUCGAAGUUUGCAGUUACUUGCUGAGGAAAUUAGACACUAAAAGUUUUGAUAUUCCCCUUGUAUAUCUUUCACGUUACUCCCAUUCAAAUUUUUCAUAUACUUCCUCUGCGUGUAACAAAUACGGAGGUUAGAACGCAGCUGGUAGCAAGGAAUGUGUAAGCGGAACGCAACAGAAAUCAUAAAACCCAACGCUAAGCCAAACCCUAGCCAUAAGCCUAAGCCUAAACUUUGCUGUCAAUCUAACCUUAACCCUAACCCUGACCUCAUCCUUAAAACUAGACCUAACCCUAAGCUUAACCCUAAUAAUGACCUUAACCCUAGCCCUAACCUUAGCCUUAAACCUAACUCUAACCCUAAACCUGAGCCUAGCCCUAGCCUUAACCCUAACCUUAACCCUAAUCCUAACAGUAAUCCUAACGGGAACCUUAACCGUAGUCCGGUAACAUAGUCCUAACUCUAAAAUCUAAUCGCAACCGUAAUACCGAAACCUCAUCGUAAAGUCUAACCUUAACCUUAACCCCGAAAUCUAACUCUGAAAUCCUACUCCUAACCCGAAAAUCGGAAAACCGUAAACGUGAACCCUAAUCCUAACCUCAACCCUGAAACGGAAGCCAAAUGUUCUAACCCUAAGCAAGAAAACCAUAACCCUAACCCUAAAGCCGAACCCCAGCCCUAAAGUCAAACCGUAAUCGGAAACCAUAACUCUUACCGUAACACUGAAACCUGACCCUAAAAAGCAAAUCCUAAUCCUGAAACUUAACCUAAGCCUAACCCUAACCCUCACUAAAACUCAAAGGCCUGGCCGAAACGGUUGACCUUCCUAACUCAGUAGAAGCACACCUACUGAUAACAAGUUCCCUAGACAAACGAUGCGCCACCAGAUGGGAAUGACGCUCAACACACCUGAUUACGUGACGUAACAUGCUCACUCUCUUCUGCCUCGUAGGCGGUUACGUAACGGCGGUAAAAGAGAUGUUGACAUUGGGAUGGCAAUUUUUGGCCAAAUAGCUAUGGUCAGGCAACUGUAUUUGGGGUCUGAGCCCGAACUUCUAAGUGCAUUAACCGUUAUGGUGCUAGAGACAAGACUGCACAACCUUUGAGUGAAGGUCACGUCAGUUUUAAAAGCUGAACUUGUAUCACUGAGCCUAAACCGAAAUCCAAAUAAAACUUGGUCCGAACUGCCUAUUUAAAUAACUUCCCAGAAGGAUGAACUUAAAUUGGGAGUGUAAAUGUCUCCUUAUAGCGUCACAGUAAAUUACAUCAAUUUAUUUUUAAAAGAUACUGGUGAAAAAGUUUCAAUUAAUAUAUAUAGUCAGAAGCGGCUCACAGGACAGUUUCUUUGGCUGGACGACCUAAGCAGAAGUAUGUGUCUUUUCUUACGGACUGCCCAUUAUCGCCAGUGGGACCUCGGUUGGCACAUUCGCCGAGCCCGGUUUUCCUCCUUAUGGCGCAGUCGCUCGGAUGCAGACGAAAUGCGCGGUCUCUGUCUCCCCCCGAGGCUCCCCGCUACACGUCUGGACAGAUCAGCUGGCCUUUUUUGGAUUCCGAUCCUCAGAUUAGUCCUCGAGGGCUCGCAGAGUCGUGGCUGGACCCUGUGCUUGUGGUGUUCCAUUGUCCUCUCCUCCGAAGGACACCAAAACCUCCCGGCGGCACGUCGGCUUCCGCCCGGUCCGCGCUGACGAUCAUAGCAGCCGGUUCGCCUCGGGUACGACCUUCUGACUGGGUGUUCUGGUGAGUGGCCUCUCUUACGUGUUUGCAGCGUAGGUGUUUCCCGAUGACUGACCAGUUCACGUCUGGAUAAGUUUGGGGAACAUUGGCAGGAAGUACCGACGUUUGUCGCUGAGCUGAGAGAUUCUGCUGCAUCCGAUUCACCACCUCCGUCCGUGAGGAUCUCGCCCUCCUCUCCUCCCGCUGUGUCAGUGUAAAAUUGGGGGCUUCUGAAAGUUUGCCUCUGACAGGAACCACUGUACUUUUUGUUGCAUGUUUCCUGUGGUUCUUCUUUUUCUCCUCCUCCCUCUUCUUCGUCGUCGUCGUCGUACCUCCGAUCAAGUUCAUAUGGAGGUUCUUCCCCAAGUUCAGCCUCUUUUGAGGAGGCAACGACACGCCAAACAAAUCCUCUUGUUCUGGCGCAGCCGUCAUGGUUAGUGUCGGUUUGUUUAAGCGUUCGAUAGCUGUCGCUCCCUGCAUCUGAAGUGUCUACCGUACCCCGUCUCCGACGGACUGUUUUAGGUGUCUUGGAGUGAUCUCCGAUGGGCCUCGGUGAGGAUUCCGUAGAAACAGAACCAAGCUCGUCCGACCGGCCGACAUCAGUGAUUCCCUGACAAGCCCUGACGAUUGACUUGAGUCUUCUUUCAGAAAAUGAGCCCGCACUGCUCUGCCUCGACCGCAAAUGAGGCGAAGGUCUACGUUUUGGCCGGGAGUAGUCUGUUUGUCGGCGCGGUCGACUGGUGAUAAUUUCUCUGGUAGUAGGCACUCCGAGAGGUCUUCCGCGUCUGUCUCCAAAAUUCUGAAUUCGACGAUGCGACCAGUCCUCUGUAGUUCGUCUGUGAAAUGGUCGGACAGCCUGAACCGUCAUUUUAGCAGUUUUAACCAGCCUGAGAUGGGUGGCUGUGUGUAGGCUACGCCCGGUAUCCCCUCUCAGAAAACCCCGGCGCAUGCUGAUAUUCAGACGACUGUGACGAAGGCGUACGCUCUUUAUGCGGUUUCUGUCAGUGACAACAUUCCUUGGCUCUGAUUUAGCUGAUUCCAGGAGAGUUGAUCGCUUUAAUCUGCUGACUUUUGGACGAGAACCAAACAGAUGUUGGCGAGAUGUUUCGCAACUCCUACGCACGACGCCUGCUCUACGUCUGCGACAUAUGCUCACUUCUGCUUCUGUUAAAGGUGGGUGACGGGCUCUGUGGUAGUUGUCUUCGGGCGGUCGAGAACGAUCUUCUCGCCCCUGGUUUUCGUAGCCAACUGGGAUUCGCCCUGAUUGUGGUGUUGGCGGAGUCUUGGGUCCCUUAAAUGGUCGACAGUCAAAUUCGCCACUGUUUGGUCCCACGCUUUGCCGUAUAUUUAAAUCCCCAGCUUCAUCGGGCUCCUUGCGUGAGGGGAGGAAUUUAUGUACCAAGGCAUUACUAACGGGCGAGCUACCCGAAUCAUUUCGUAGGUACUGCUGAGCCUCCUUGAGAAGGUGGUUGAAUUUAACCAACAGAGAAGUAUGCUGCAAAAUAUCCAUGAAGUUCCUUUCAUGACCGUGUGUUGUAGAUCUACAAAAGGACUUUCUAAUGCAGUACUCUCAAAAAAGCAGUACCACGAUAGCAGCACAUGACAGCCAAAACUUACGACAUUGAUUGCCCGUUGCUCUGAGGCAAUAUCCUGUCUGUCAUCAGACAGUUCCGAAAGGUUCCGCUCACUGCAUUCUCCCUUUGUUCCAUGGAUAACAGAAGCAAGAAAUUUCGCAGCAUAAUUUCCUUCUCGCCAUCGCUUUGACCGGUCGAAUUCCCACCUCCAAAUCCAUCCGGGAAUCCAAUGCAUGGGAUAUUGCCUGAGAAUUCAAAUGCCGCUUGAAGUCCAGCACGAGGGUCCACAGUAGCCUCUGCGAGCGCCAUAUUUUGAGUCAAAGGGGAGACGUCCUGUAACAGAGGUAAAACCAGAUUAACUCGGUCCACGCCUUCAGUGGAGAGGCUGGCAGAGGGAGCCCGUGCCGAGGUUCGCGUAAGCACGUGUGCACUCACCUCUUGCAUUUUCUUUUACGUUGACGCCUAUCUGCCGCAGAACUUCACGUUAAUUAUUGAUCCACCAGGUGAAAGGCCAGACAGAUCGAAGUUACUGACGAACAAAAUUGAAAUCCCGCCCUCAUUGGUCGCUUCAAGGUCAGCGGUUAACUGUGUUCGACUGGAAGUGUGUAAUGAAGGGUUUUGUUAAAUCGGGAUAGGGCGACAAGCGUAAGCGGAAAAAACUGCAAAUAAGCGGGCAGUGAACUUGUUAGAAACGAGUGCUGGAUCUAGUUACAUCGUAAGUACGGGCGUCGAUUUUCAUGCGGAGUUUUUCUGUAGGAAAGGGAGGUUUCGGAAUUCAGCCUGCUUCCCCUGAAAAAGAUACUUUAGAUGCCACCGACAACUGUGAGAUUAGAAUUGGCUUUCCAUGAGGUGAGAACCCGGAAACCGCAAAAUGGAUUUUUUAUUUGAACGAUUUUCCCGGCCCCGACUGACGAAAAUUACACUGGGAGGCACAGAAUCACUCCAUGGCCUGGGUAGGGAUAAGCUUACCAACCUCUGCCACCUGAUUCAGACGAUGUGGACGUGAAAGUGCAUGCUAACACGAGGACAGUCGGGCUGGUGGGGUCCUGCCAACCCAAUGCAACAUUCUCUUUCAUGCAAAUUUACUUCCCACCCCUUGCAAGCUCAGUCCCCUUAAAUCAGUUCCACUGUCUUGUAAUCUGAUGGUUGUAGCAAUAGUGGCGGUGGAGUUUACUCCUCCUCCUCCUCCUCCUCCUCCUCCUCCUCCUCCCUCCUCCUCCUCCAAAAGAGGGUCGCGCUGUAG
Molecule: messenger RNA, 12864 nt
Organism: Spirometra erinaceieuropaei
Lineage: Eukaryota; Metazoa; Platyhelminthes; Cestoda; Diphyllobothriidea; Diphyllobothriidae
Source: the annotation of a GenBank genome assembly